CACUUAAUUCAGCAAUAAAUUUCAAUAAAACGCGAGUAAACAGCUUCAAAAAUCAAUUUUAAUGUAAAUGACAUUGUUCUUCAGAUGGAUCUUUAUUUUGAAGUAUACAACUGGAUGUAACAUUUUUAUAUCAGCUACCUUUACACUGAUGUCGCUGUACAAAACACACUGUGCAGACCUCCCUGCUUCGCGUUUAUCCAAUUACUCCGACAACUACUCCGGAACACCUUCUUAAAGACGACUGUAAAAUAUGGAGGGUUUUCAGUGAAGUAACAGGAUUACUCACACUGUACACAUUUUCUACCAUCCUUUUCCUCAGGACACCUGGACACUCCUUGUUUUUUUGUACGCUGGAUGUGGAUCAAAUUCAGCAGGGAUCCCAGCCGAUAUUCCCUGGUGGUUUGUCUGUAGGAAAUGGCAGCUGCUCUCAGUGGCAGAAACCCUGGUGGACGUGGACCAAACCGAAGUAAGGUGCGGAUUUUAGGCAUCAUUGAUGCCAUCCAAGAUGCAGUGGGGCCACCGAAACAAGCAGCUGCUGAUCGGCGAACUGUGGAGAAAACCUGGAAAUUCAUGGAUAAAGUUGUCCGGCUGUGCCAAAAUCCCAGACUCCAGCUGAAAAACAGUCCACCAUACAUCCUGGAUAUCUUACCUGAUGCCUACCAGCACCUGCGGCUUAUACUGGGCAAAUAUGAAGAGAGCCAGAGACUCACACAGCUCAGUGAGAAUGAGUACUUUAAAAUCUACAUAGAUAGCCUAAUGAAGAAAUCCAAACGGGCCAUUCGGCUCUUUAAAGAGGGAAAGGAGAGGAUGUACGAGGAGCAGUCACAGGACAGGAGGAACCUGACCAAGCUGUCUCUGAUCUUCAGUCACAUGCUGGCUGAAAUCAAAGCAAUCUUCCCUGGAGGACAGUUCCAGGGAGACACUUUCAGGAUCACCAAAGCUGAUGCUGCUGACUUUUGGAGGAGAUUUUUUGGAGAAAAGACAAUAGUGCCGUGGAAAGUCUUCCGACAGUGCCUUCAUGAACUGCAUCCCAUCAGCUCAGGCCUGGAGGCCAUGGCCCUCAAAUCCACCAUUGACCUUACCUGCAACGACUACAUUUCUGUGUUUGAGUUUGACAUCUUCACACGCCUCUUUCAGCCAUGGGGAUCAAUUUUGAGGAACUGGAAUUUCCUGGCAGUGACACAUCCCGGCUACAUGGCCUUCCUUACCUAUGAUGAAGUCAAAGCCAGACUGCACAAAUACAUCAACAAGCCUGGCAGUUACAUCUUCAGACUGAGUUGUACACGGCUGGGCCAGUGGGCCAUCGGUUAUGUGACCAAUGAUGGCAACAUACUGCAAACCAUCCCCCACAACAAACCACUGUUCCAGGCCCUCAUCGAUGGUUACAGGGAGGGCUUCUACUUGUUCCCUGAUGGUCGCAGUUACAAUCCUGACCUCACUGGUUUAUGUGAACCGAUGCCUCACGAUCACAUCAAAGUGACACAAGAACAGUAUGAAUUGUACUGUGAAAUGGGCUCCACCUUCCAGCUUUGUAAGAUCUGCGCUGAAAAUGACAAAGAUGUCAAGAUUGAGCCUUGUGGUCACCUUAUGUGUACUUCCUGUCUCACAGCCUGGCAGGAAUCAGAUGGUCAGGGUUGUCCAUUCUGCCGUUGUGAGAUCAAAGGCACAGAGCCCAUCAUUGUGGAUCCCUUUGACCCACGAAAUGAGGGUGCCAAGUGCUUCUUCCUGGACCAGCACAGCUGCCACAUGCUGGAGCUGGAUGAUGAAGAAGACCGAGAGGACUGCCUGGUAAUGAAUGGACUGGCCAGCAUCAGGAAGCACUGUGCUGAGCGCCAGAACUCACCCAUGGUGUCCCCCAGCUCUUCACCUGUCAGCCAGCACAGAAAAGUCCAUGGAGGAGACUCCAGUCACUGCAUCCAGCACCUUGGCCUUCCCCCUGUCCCACCACGACUUGACCUCAUCCAGAAAGGUGCUAUCCGCUCCCCUUCUGCCAGUCCAACCGGCUCUCCGAAGUCUUCACCAGGCAUGUCCAGGAAGCAAGAUAAGCCUCUGCCAGCCCCACCUCCUCCCCAGAGGGACCCACCUCCACCGCCUCCCCCUGACCGUCCUCCUCCCAUCCCCCCAGAAUCACGCCACUCUUGGCUCCCCAGUUCCUCUUCCUUGUCCUCUUCUGUGUCAUCUUCUACUGGUGCACUGUCAGACUCCCACAUACCCUCUGAGACGUGGUGUACUAAAGACAACCACUUGGCAGCCCACAGGACUGGAGCUGAACACCAGCUCCAACUUGGAAUCCCCAGCCCAUACCACCUGAAUGGAAGACCACUCAGUUGCCCAUCUGCAGGAUUUGGGAGGUUGCAUCACAGAAUGGAGGCAGCAGGAAACUCAGAGAGCUCUAAGUCCUUCUCUAACGGUGUGCAAGUCAGUGAUGAGUAUGACAUCCUUCCCUCGCGGCUCUCGCCAACUCAGGCCACACUUUCCAGUAGCCACAAACCCUCCAACCCUUUCAGCAGUCCUGUAGUAGAACGACGGCAGACGGUGAUGGAGAGGGUGGAGGAUGACUAUCACAUCCCCUCAUCCAACCUGUGCCUGAGCCAGGCUCCAGUCUGCAUCACUGCACCCGGCAGGCACUUGGAGAAUGGCUCCCCAGAGCCCUCCAGUGAGGAGAAGAAGCCACAGCCUCCUGAGCCUGGUAGACACUCAGAACCGCUCAGGGGGUUGGUGCCAGGGGCAGCACAUACUGCCCACUGCCCCUUCAACAUCAACCAGUCACCCGCCGACUAUGACAUUCUACUCCCCCCCCAAGCAUUAGAAGACCCCUUCAACAGCCGCCCUUCAUCCCAGCCUCCCCCUCCCCCCCCUCCACCGAUGCGACACAACUUUACUGACCUCUCCUCCUCUUCACUGUCCUCAUCCUGCAACUCCUCCACAUCCUCCUCCUCUGCCAUCGCACAACCACACAGGCCCUCCUCUGGACAUGAACACUUGCUAUUAACCCCAGACACAGUGUUUGACUUGCUGAACGGUGCUGCUCCUCUGCCUCCAGUCAGACGACUCACAGAAAAUGUGAAAGGCUCCAGAGCCUGCCUGGAGUAUGACCAUUUACCAGGUAGUCAAGUAUCCAUGGACUGUUCGCAGGCCCCUGCCAGGCCACCUAAGCCACUGCCCAGGAAGAUCCCUCCUGACCUUCAGCCAGGGAAACCCCACAGCACAGAGUCAGAGACCAUGGAUGCCAAGAUCGCCAAGUUGAUGGGGGAGGGUUACUCCUUUGAAGACGUGAAGCGGGCGCUGAUGAUUGCCCAAUACAAAGUGGAUGUUGCACGAAACAUUCUGCGAGAAUUUGCCUUAGUGGCCCCAAGACUGAACCUCCAGUCCUAGACAGUUACAAGGGGAGUACAAAAAUGAAACUGUGCCUCUGAAUGGACUGAAUAAAAAGGGCUUCUUCAUUCUGCUUGGCCUCAAACUGUUGGAAAAACAAGGAUUAAAACAAAGAUAUUUCAAGGAAAACUUUUAUUGAUUUGCUGAACAGAGAUGACAAAGCAAAAGUGGCAAAAAUCAAAUAGACACAGAGAAUCAAAAAAGAGAGAAAAGACCAUCUGUGAAUGAUUUAUACCUGUGAAAAAAGAACCAGGCUUGUUGAUGUUUACAGUGAGCUUUGCCAGUGCUGUCCUCAGGCUUUCAAAUGCUCCUGCUACUGCUGCUACUGUUCCUUUCGCCUUCUGCCAUGCUCCAGAUAUUAUUUUGAAGGGCUUUUCAAAAGAGCAAGACAUUUCCAGCUCAUUUCAGCUGAUGUGCUCACCUAGUUCAUCAAGGAUCAUUUUUAUUUCCAACCAGUGGGGGGAGCCAGACUCCAUUGUUUCUCUUCUCUAUUUCUCACUGUCUUUUUGACAGUGACAUGCUCCACCUAGUUCUCACUCUCCCUUCUCUUGUGUGUUGCCUGUUAAAGAAUACUCUGCUGUUUUCCCAGAGUCUAACAAUUUCUGGUGAGUCAGGAGUAGUUGGAUGGAGCCAGAGGAUGCCUUAUUUAUCACUUGUUUCACUCAACCUGGAGAAAAUAGUAAGGGGUAAAGGGUAAGCAUUAAGAAAGAGAAGGGUUAGUUAUCACUCUUUGUUUCUGUUCCUAGACCAGAGGAUUAAUCGGCUUAUAAAGCACCCUUUAAAUUACACUUGUCAUCUGAGGACAGCAAGCCUUUGAAUGUACUUGUUCUGUAUGAGUGAGCUUUACCUUUGUAAACUCUGAGCUCCUCACAGACCCAGGUUUGCCCUUAAUUGAUUAAUAGUUUAAAGUGUUUAGUGAAAAUUUUAAUUCCUCAAUUAUCAUACCUGCAUUCAACUCAAGUAUUUAAAUGACAGGAGUGAACCUGUUGUACAGAUCAGUGUGCCAGACUUCAUCUCAGAGACAAUGCACUCAGCAGCCAUCACACUGCAAUUGCCUGUCCCCACUUCAGCUACACAGCCAUCAGGUGAAUAUGUCCACAUUCCCUGCAUGUUUGAGGAAUCACUCUCAAUCCAAUUUGGAAUGAGGGUCACUUGAUAGCUCUGCAGCAUUUAUACGUUUUUACUUUGUAACUGUAAACGCAAUAGAGAUGGACAGUACACUGCAGAGCAUUCAAACUAUGACACAACUCAUGCACCUUCACUGUACAGUACAGGUGAAGUUAAAACUCCCUUAUCUGGAAUCAGCUGUAUUUCUCCCUAAGAUAAGAUAUCUCGGCUGUGCAUAUACUGCAUUUGUUAAAUUUGUUGUAAAACUGUGUUGUUUGUAUUCCCCUUUUUUCCUUUUGGAGUAGUAUGAAAGAUUCUGGCAGAUCUGUGCUAGACCUGUUAGGGGCUAUGGAUGAGAAAACACAGCUAUUAUUUAUUCAGAGGACUUAUCUUUGUAUGUAUGACCUGGAGCAUUUGUGGGUUUUUUCCCUUUCUCAUGUCUUGACUUUUUAAUGAUGUUGGUUAGUUUCCUGAUUUCAGUAAUUUGGAGCGUACAGUGAUACUCUUACUGAUUGAAGUGUUGGCCAGAACUACGGAAUUCUCAUUUACAGUCUGGUAUAAAACCUGCUGCCAGUGGAGCAUGAAACGUCCCUGGUAGUAUUUGCUUUCAUAAUGGCCACAAACAUGUUACUUCCCAACUGGUUCCAGCCAGAUAAGCAAAGAAAGUUUUGUUUAUCAGAAUUUAUCAUCUGGGAAACAGUGGGCUAAUGGAGAUAGGCAGUUUACCAGUUUUCUGGACAAUACAAUCUGAUGCAUCGACAUGAUGUGAUUUUAACUACAGUUUUAACUACUAACUAUCAGUGGCAGGCCAUGCAUUUAACACCUAGGCCUCCACUGGUGUCUUACCUGAAUUAACCUCUUAAUACCAUCAUUAUGAUGUCACAGCUAUAGAAACUAUCAACAAUAUACAGGAAUGCAGUAUAACAGAACUUUACUAACGCAAUGUCAUAAAAACUCAAUUAACACAAUUCAAUAGGUCUCUAAACACUGCAGCCACAGCUGCUCCACACACAUCAUCUCCAGCAGAGGCAUCAAUAUUAACUGAUAAAAUGACAAAGAUGUAAUCAAUAAAAUAUAGGUAAAAUACAUUUUACUCACCAAAUCUGCUGAUUAUUUGUAGACAAAUAAAAAAAACUGCUUCUCUUGAGCAAACUGAAUUAAAUCUACCACUGGGCAGACUCGAAUUUCAGCAUUAGCCUUCAUGAUGAUAGAAAAGGACUUAAUGUUGGAACUGAGAUGCACAGAUCUACAACAGAGCCACUGAAUCUUCCUCCUCCUUCAACUGUUGUGAGUUGAAAAAAUAGCUAUUAAAUCUAUACUAACAGGUUUUAGCUUGCACUAGUAGCUAUAGACGCAGUGUGCUAGCUCUGACCAGUACGCUCUCUGACCAACCAAUCAAAUGAUAUAAAAAUGUUGACGUUACUGUAGACCUGCUGGUCUCGCCAACUUGAAAUCUGAUUGGUUAAAGGAUCUGCGAGGCAACAGUUUCAUCAGCAUUCUUGUUAAAUUACAGGGGCCUGUGCUUUUGAUUCUGAAGGCCUCAAGGCAGAUUUUUUCUUAAUUUGGCAACGCAGGCCUGAAAUCUGAUUGGAUAAAAGCUCUAACAUAAACAGACUUUAUUGGAAGCAGUGCAACCAAGAGGAAAACUAUGAGAUGAAGAGACAAUUGGGAAAAGUGAUCAAUAUUUAGGUGGGUGGUACGUGACAUAGUAACGUCCAAAUGAAUGUCAGGACCAAAGGUUCCUCAGCAGAACAUUGUGUUUAUAACACAACAUGGUUAGGCCAGUGGAGAAGGCCUUGCUGGCCCUGACAGCCCACCACUGCUAAUUACUGAUCAAGACUAAAGUAUUUAUUUAUAUUGACUGUUGAUACAGCCACCUGAGCCACGCACCAUGACUGAACACAUCUGGGUCUGUGCGUGUUUUUGUUUAUGACCAAACAAGAAGAUCCCACUGUCUGUCUGAACUCCUUUUUGCUAUGUGUUGGUCCAAAGUGUACCAGGUGUGAGCUGAAUAAACACACAGAGAACAAUGUGUAGCACUGACUCACCUCCACACUCUCACUUUUCUGAAGCCAUUAUUAGGCUACUAAAAUAAAUUAAGAAGAUUUAUUUGUAGUCUUCUUUACAGAGGGCUUGAAACUGUUGAUUGAUUUAGGGUCCCCUGUGACUGAGGUUCGUCACAAUGUAGAUUACACAGUGUUUGUGGUCAAAUAUUGAAUAGUCUGCAACAAAGGUGGAACCAUAGAUUUGACUGAUUGAUCCUGAUUGACUUUCUUUACUUGAGCGGUGUGUUCAUGUACUGGAGUAAGCCAGGCAUCUCAACAGGUUUCGCAUAAUAAACCAAAGCAACCAGGUUAACGAAAGGUUGCUGUGUGCAUAUAAAUAUUAGUGAACGUGAUCCAUACUUAGCCAUACAAUGCUGUGUGACAGGAUGCACAAAAUGUGUUGUUUCCUUGCAUUUAUUAUUUUAGUCUCAGGUCAGUGUAUCAGAUAACAGACAUCAAAUGACCCCUCACCCGACCCACAUAUUUCCAUAAAGAAGGAUGUUUUCACCCCUUCUGUCUUUGAGCAGCACUUUAAAGGGGAACACCACUGCAAUUAAAAAUUUACAUAUGUUAAUAUGUACAGACCCGAGAGAAUUUGUCAUAACGACUGAUGCUGAGCACGAGGAGUAAGUCUGAGAACCAAGCCUGUUAUCUCUGAUAUCAUCCACAGUGCAGACACAGAUUUACAAAACAUUUCCAGCAUUGUGUGUUAUGGUUAUGCAGCACAACCAUAAAAGUAUGUCAGCUAAACAAAAACAUGUAAAUGUAUAAUUAAGCACUCACAUAAUACUUAGUCAUCAGCCAACAGCCUUAUCUACUCUCCUGAAGAGAUGAAGUCUGGGCUUUAUUACAUUCAUACAUUCAUGUGAUGUUGAUGUAUAUUGUGAUGGUGCUAUUUAUACUGGACCAGAAAAUGUUCUCUGAUCCUCAGAAAGAAACCUGUGAGACUGCUCUCCUUUUCCAACUUAUAGAUUAGAGCAUAGUUAAUGUCUGGUUUAUUUCCAGUAUACUGAGCCACCACACAUAGAAGAUGUGAAAAUCAGCGGCAUUCCCCUAGAGUCUUAAUUUUUUCACAGGUCUUGUCUGUUUUGUUAUUUUCUCAAACUUGAACAACUCUGAGCUCAGAAGUGUCUAUUCCAUUGGACUCCCUAGAAAAAGGGAUGAGUGGCCUUUGGUUGCAUAGGACAGUUUUUAUUUUCUAAUCCAUAUUCAUAGUAAUGUGCUCUGAUAACAAAACCUGUGUUGAGAAUUUGUUAAUUAAUUUAUACAUUGCAAUACUUCCUUUUUUUUAUUCAUUAUUUUCAUUGAUAAGUAAAUAAAAAGUCACAAAUC
Molecule: messenger RNA, 7859 nt
Organism: Lates calcarifer (barramundi perch)
Lineage: Eukaryota; Metazoa; Chordata; Actinopteri; Centropomidae
Gene: cblb
Product: Cbl proto-oncogene B, E3 ubiquitin protein ligase
Biological process (GO): negative regulation of epidermal growth factor-activated receptor activity; cell surface receptor signaling pathway
Cellular component (GO): plasma membrane; membrane raft
Molecular function (GO): calcium ion binding; SH3 domain binding; ubiquitin protein ligase activity
Source: RefSeq, a predicted model, not a curated record